AUGAAUGCAUUUUUGUCGUUUCUAGAGCGCGAGCCAGAUCUCGAGCAGGCGCUGUACGGGGUAGACUAUAAGCUCGAACCGGGGUGCGCGCACUGUUUCGAGACGCUGAGCGUGCGCGUCGUCGACGAGUUGUGUCCGUUCGGUGAAGUGAACUUGGGCGUGGAUGGAGAAUGCGUGCAAAGUUUGACGCCUGAGGAAUGGGCGGCGGAGGUUCGAUCGCGAGAUACGACGAAGUCGAGUUUAUUGGACGUUCGAAAUUUCUACGAGAGCCGCCUUGGCCAUUUUUUCGGCAGCACUUGCGCGCCCAUUCGCCGGUUUUCGCAGUUCAAGGAGUGGCUGGCACGCGAUGGCGUGCUCGAGAGAGAAAUCAAGGAUAAGGACCUGUAUAUUUUCUGCACCGGAGGCGUACGGUGCGAAAAGGUGGCGACGUAUUUGACGACGCGGCUACCCGAGGGCUCGCGGCCGAGGACCGUUCGUAAACUAGCCGGCGGCAUCGUGGCGUACGCCAAGUCUGGAAUAAACGAACGUGACGGUUUAUUCAAGGGCUCCAAUUAUGUUUUCGACGCGCGCGGUUCGACUCCUGUCGGUCAAGACUUACCAUCGACGUCUUGGUGCGACGGAUGCGGCGACGCGAGUGGUCGAAUUUCAAAGUGCGUCGGAAAGUCGUGUCACGUCAUCCUCAUCGCGUGCGAGCGCUGCGGCGAUACCGUGUACUGUUGCACGAGCUGCCGUGAUCAAACAGAGCGAGCGCGCUUGGAUGAGGACAACUUCAGACGGCGCGCAUGCGAGUGUGACUCAUUCGAAUCGCGCGAACGCCGACUUCGUCACGCGCAGCGAUGA
Messenger RNA from Ostreococcus lucimarinus CCE9901, 840 nucleotides. RefSeq lists its product with no specific name. Bases 1 to 840 code for a protein of 279 amino acids. The record is from RefSeq and is a predicted model, not a curated record. The transcript has a single exon. Lineage: Eukaryota; Viridiplantae; Chlorophyta; Mamiellophyceae; Mamiellales; Bathycoccaceae.